AUGGCCAAGAAUAUGAACGUCUUCGGUACAAUUACAGACUCGGAUAAUCAUCCGCUCCAUGGGGGCGAAUGCGGGAAACGCUUAAUGCCCCAUGUCAUCGACGCAACGGCCAUCGCGACGCCAGACGUUGAAUGCUUGUCCGUUCCCCGGACUCAUGGCAACCCCCGCGACGGCUGGAAGCCUGUGAGCUGGGCGCAGGUCGCAAAUGCCGUCAACUACGUGGCUCACAUGCUGAUCAAGCAGGCUGGGACACCAACGCCUGGUUCUUUCCCCACGAUUGCAUACAUCGGGCUCGAAGACCCACGCUAUGUGCUCUUUAUCAUGGGCGCAAUUAAGGCAGGGUACCAGGCUCUGUUCAUUUCGCCGCGGAAUUCCGUCGAGGCGCAGGUUAACCUGUUUGACAAGACUGACUGCAAUCUCCUAUACCAUGACCAGAUGCUGGCAUCAAUGGUGAGGCCAUGGGUCGCUGGACGCUCGGGGAUGAAGAGCAUCGCAAUCCCUCCGUGGGAAGAGUGGGUGACCACGCCGGUCGCCCCAUUCCCGUAUACAAAGACCUUCGCCGAGGCCGAGUGGGACCCGUUUGUGGUUCUUCAUACGAGCGGUAGCACGGGUCUCCCCAAGCCAGUCAUUAUCCCCCAGGGCAAGCUGGCCCUGAACGACCUGCAUCGCUAUGUUCCCGAGUACGAGGGCAACCUGCCGUGGUUGCCGACAUGGGGGAAAUUCGAUAAUCCGCGGUACCUCUGCACCUGUCCUCUGUUCCAUACCGCAGGCAUUAUGCCUACGGUUUUGUCGGGCUUCUACUACAACACUCCGGUUUUAUUUCGCGAUCCGUCGGUUCCGCUCACGGGGGAUAACGUGGUUGAGUGGUUGCAGAACUCCGGCGCGACCUAUACUGUCCUGCCCCCGGCGAUCCUGGAGCAGAUGUCGCGGUCACAGGCCGCGCUCGAUGAGCUGAGGAGGUUGCAAGUUGUGGCCUUUGGAGGAGGCCCAAUCGCCCCCGCUGCAGCGGCUUCACUGCUCAGCAACGAGAUCAAGCUAGUCAAUGCCAUCGGGGCAACCGAGUACAUCUACAUGCCGUACUACACGCAACCAGACUCAUCCCUCUGGGAGUGGUUUAUCGUCCCGACAGAAUUGUUGGGUAUCGAGUGGCGGCCCUUUGGCGAGGACACAUACGAGCAAGUCUUCAUUCGGCAGAAUAAGAAGCAUCCGGGUCUGCAGGGGUGCUUUUACGUCUUUCCUGAGCUAGACGAGUACAGCACGAAGGACCUCUACCGGCCGCAUCCGAAUUUACCAAACCACUGGACCUACGUGGGUCGCGCUGACGACAUUAUAGUCUUCUCCACCGGCGAGAAACUCAACCCCACAACUAUCGAAGGAGCGGUAAUCGGACAUCCGGGGGUUCUAGGCGCGCAAGUAGUGGGUUCGAGACAGUUUCAUGCUGCGCUGCUGAUUGAGCCGGCGCAACAUCCGGCAAAUGAGCAGGAGAAGCAGCGGUUCCUCGACGAGGUUUGGCCGGUUAUCGAGAAGGUCAAUGAGGAGACUGUCGCGCAUGGUCGCAUCUUGCGUGACUAUGUCUUUGUAUCUGACCCAGCGCGACCGUUUCCGCGGGCCGGCAAGGGGACAAUCCAGCGCGCCAUGGCUGUAAAGCUCUACGCAGACGAUAUUCGCCGCAUCUUUGAAUCUAGCUCUGAAGCCAACGGUGUCCCAGCCGCAGGAGUGGAGCUCGAUUUUAGCUCAGAAACAUCCCUUGCGGAUGGAAUCCAGGAUUUGGUGCAACGGACGCUGAAGUUGCCUGCACUCGGCGUUGAUGAUGAUUUCUUUACUGUGGGCGUCGACUCGCUGCAGGUUCUCCAACUGGCACGGGUGUUGAGCGCUAGUGUCAAGGAAACUAUUGAGGCGAGGAGUAUCUAUAGGUACCCAACCAUCGCCAAGCUCAGUUCCUUCAUCAAUUCUCUAGCCGGAUCUAGUUCGAAUGGAACUACAGUCACCAGCACCGAGGCCAACACUCUGGCCCUAUGUUCGGCCCUUGUCGAAAAAUACACGCAGAACCUCCCUUCCCCAACACCCGACAAACCCCUUCCCGCCGCCACAAACCAAACCAUUAUUAUCACUGGUACAACUGGAGCUCUAGGCUGCUAUCUCCUUGACCUUGCCCUCGCAAACCAGGACAUCACAAAGAUCAUCUGCUUCAACCGGACGCCCGACGCACGCGAGCGCCAAAUCGCUGCAAGCAGCGCCCGCGGCCUCUCCACUGACUUCCCACCAUCCCGCAUCGAAUUCCUAACCGUCGACCUCUCCUCUUCAGCUACAUUCAACCUGCCCGAAGAGAUCACAGCUUGCCUCGCGAGCACAGUCGACCGCAUAAUCCACAACGCCUGGCCCGUUGACUUCAAUCAAUCCAUCGCGUCCUUCGAACCACACCUUCGUGGUGUCCGGCACCUCAUCGACUUCGCCGCUGCCGCUGCCAAACGUAUCCCUAUCACGUUUGUUUCGUCCGUAAGCACGGUCGAGCAAUGGACUGAGUCAGCCCUCAUUCCCGAACAACCCCUCUCAGACUUCACGCACGCCUCCCAGAUGGGCUACGGCCAGUCAAAGCUUGCCGCAAGCCUGAUACUCGAUGCGGCAGCAACAGUAUCGUCAGUGCCACGAAAUGUAGUUCGCGUAGGCCAGGUCGCCGGCCCCCGGGCGAAACAGGGCCAAUGGAACCCGCGCGAGUGGCUUCCGAGUCUUAUUCGGAGCUCACUAUUCCUGGGCCUGGUGCCCAGCGAGCUUGGGCUACUAGGUAAUAUGGGAUGGGCACCUGUGGAGGACAUUGCGGGUGUUGUUAUGGAGGUUACUGCUGACCAAGAUGGCAAUGGCGGGUACUUUCACGCGGUGAAUCCGAACCUUCCGGACUGGAAGGGGGUUAUUGUCCCUACAGUAACGGAUUUCUAUGGAAGCCGGAUUGAGCGUGUUGUGAGUUUGGAGGAGUGGGUGGAAGCGUUAGAGAAGAGCGCAGUUGGCGAGGUGGAUCUGGAACAGAAUCCGGGCCUGAAGCUUCUGGAUACGUAUCGUCUUGCGUCUACGAAGGCGACGUACGGUGAGGCAGGUAGUGCAGGCUUUGCGACGGAGCGGACGGAGCAGGCGAGCGAGACGAUGCGGCGGAUGGAGCCGGUGACGGCAGAGUUGAUGAAGCGGUGGUGUGAGCAGUGGCAGUUCUAG
Molecule: messenger RNA, 3201 nt
Organism: Penicillium daleae
Lineage: Eukaryota; Fungi; Ascomycota; Eurotiomycetes; Eurotiales; Aspergillaceae
Product: acetyl-CoA synthetase-like protein
Exons: 2
Coding region: 1-3201 (1066 amino acids)
Molecular function (GO): phosphopantetheine binding
Source: RefSeq, a predicted model, not a curated record